Nicotiana tabacum (common tobacco) is the source of this 2574-nucleotide messenger RNA. The record is from RefSeq and is a predicted model, not a curated record. NCBI's taxonomy places the organism in Eukaryota, Viridiplantae, Streptophyta, Magnoliopsida, Solanales, Solanaceae.
CACAUACACCCCCUACACACACACACACAGUACAAAAGCGCAACACCGCCCUUCUUUCUCUCUCUACCCUCACUCUUUCUCUCUCUAGUAUUUCUUCAAACAACUGGUCGUCGCCUGAAAAACAUCCGUCAACGUCGCCGGGAAAAAUCCGUUAACGUUGUUGUUGCCGGAUAUUGCCGAAAACAUCGCCGGAGAAUAUUCCAACGGAUGAACUGUUUAACAGUUUCACUUUCAAGCAAAAUCUCCGUGCUUCUGGCCACAUCUAUAGAAUAACGACAUUCUCAGCCGUAGACGGUGGCCGGACGGACGACAGAAUAGGCGGUGACAGUAAGUUUUAGUUUUCACUAUUGGAUAACGACAUCAAUCACGGCGUUGAUUACCGGAAAGUACGCCGUUGUUUUAGUUUUGGAAACACUGAGCUGUGUGUAACUGUGUAUUGUGUGUGUCACCGGGAAAAGGAAACGGCUCUAUUCCGUCAGACGACGCCGUUUAAGUGAUUUUUAUCAGCAAAGGUGUUGUGUUUUUUGAUUAAAAGGAGGGAGUUUUAAAUUAAAACGGGGUAUUUGAUUUGAAACGGUGUCGUAUUUAUACAUAAAAAUGGUUUGACUGAUUUAUUCUCGAAACGGGAGAAAGACAGAAGAAAAAGCACAAAUAAAAAGAAAAAUAAACGGUGUCGUAUGGGGAGGUUAGCGGUGGGGAUAUCGGCGGGGUUUGCGGUGGCGGCGUGUAUUGUGGCGGCAGCUAUGGUGGGUAAGAGGGUAAAAAGGAGGAGGAAGUGGAAGAAGAUGGUGAAGGUUCUAGAAGAACUGGAAGAGUCGUGUGGUACACCCGUGGGUAGGCUAAAGCAAGUAGUGGAUGCUAUGGCUGUUGAAAUGCACGCUGGACUUGCCUCUGAAGGCGGGAGUAAACUCAAGAUGUUGCUUACUUAUGUUGAUAAGCUCCCAAAUGGGAGGGAAAAGGGAACAUAUUAUGCUCUGCACCUUGGUGGUACGAAUUUUAGAGUCUUGAGAGUCCACUUAGGAGGCCAAAGGUCUGCUAUUCUUGGACAAGAUAUAGAACGACAACCCAUUCCGCAACAUCUAAUGACUAGCACAAGCGAGGAUCUCCUUGAUUUCGUUGCGUCAUCAUUAAAGGACUUCAUUGAAAAGGAAGGUAAUGGCUUGGAGCAGCCUUCACCCAGGAGGAGAGAACUUGGCUUUACAUUUUCAUUUCCUGUGAAGCAAACUUCCGCCUCAUCUGGCAUUUUGAUCAAAUGGACAAAGGGAUUUUCGAUUGAAGACAUGAUUGGAAGAGAUGUUUCUGAAUGUCUACAACAAGCAAUUGCUAGAAAAGGUCAAGAUGUGCGGGUGGCAGCAUUGAUAAAUGACACUGUGGGAACUCUAGCUCUUGGACAUUAUAAUGAUGAAGACACAGUUGCCGCGGUUGUAAUUGGGACCGGCACUAACGCAUGCUAUUUGGAGCGGGCAGAUGCAAUUAUUAAGUGCCAAGGUCUUUUAACAACAUCAGGAGGCAUGGUAUAUAUGCUUUUUCAUAUUUUUGUUAAGUGCCAAGGUCUUUUAACAACAUCAGGAGGCAUGGUAUAUAUGCUUUUUCAUAUUUUUGUUAAGUGCCAAGGUCUUUUAACAACAUCAGGAGGCAUGGUAGUCAAUAUGGAAUGGGGAAACUUUUGGUCAUCUCAUUUACCUAGAACCUCAUAUGAUAUUGACUUGGAUGUUGCUAGCCCAAACCCAAAUGAUCAGGGUUUUGAGAAAAUGAUAUCAGGACUGUAUUUGGGAGACAUUGUCAGGAGAGUACUCCUUAGAAUGUCACAGGAAUCAGAUGAUUUUGGACCUGCAUCAUCAAAAUUAGCAGUUCCUUUCGCCUUGAGGACACCGUUGAUGGCUGCUAUGCACGAGGAUGAUUCACCUGACUUAAGUGAAGUAGCCAGGAUUCUGGGAGAAGUUCUAGAGUUACCUGAUGUCCCAGUGAAAGUUCGGAAGCUUGUAGUGAAGGUAUGUGAUGUAAUUACUCGAAGGGCUGCUAGAUUAGCAGCUGCUGGUAUCGUGGGAAUAUUGAAGAAGAUAGGUCGAGAUGGAAGUGGAGGCAUAGCUGGUGGAAAAUUCAGGAGCGAUAGACCAAGUCGGAUGAGAAGAACGGUUGUGGCUAUCGAGGGUGGUUUAUACACAAGUUACACCUUAUUCAGAGAAUACCUGAAUGAAGCGAUGAAGGAAAUUUUAGGGGAAGAAAUUUCCUCGAACGUCAUUCUUAGGGUCAUGGAAGAUGGAUCAGGGAUUGGAGCAGCUCUUCUUGCUGCUGCAAAUUCAGCCUCUGAAGUGGAUAGGGUACAGCUGCACUGAAUAUAAAGCAAAUACUACUAUAUAUACAUAUCUAUACACAGCUUUGUAAAUUGUAGAAAAUUGUUUCAAUAUUAAAUCCUAUCAAAUGUAAUAGGAAGGUUGUGUAUAUGUGUCAUAUAUGUUCAAAUCUGAUGUUAUAGUCUAGAAUAUCCCCAUUGUGUUCUUAGAAUGAUCAUUGGAAGUUGUUGUAUGUGAAAUUAAUGCUAUUGAUGAUUUCAGUAUUUAUCCCCUUUCUGUA